AUGCUGUCCUCGCAAGCUGUGCUGUCCUCGCAAGCUGUGCUGUCCUCGCAAGCCGUGCUGUCCUCGCAAGCUGUGCUGUCCACGCAACCUGUGCUGUCCACGCAAGCAGUGCUGUCCCCACAACCUGUGUUGUCCUCGCAAGCUGUGCUGUCCUCGCAAGCUGUGCUGUCGUCGCAAGCUGUUGUGCUGUCCUCUCAAGUUGAGCUGUCCUCUCAAGUUGAGCUGUCCUCUCAAGUUGAGCUGUCCUCUCAAGUUGAGCUGUCCUCUCUAGUUGAGCUGUCCAUUCAAGUUGAGCUGACCUCUCAAGUUGAGCUGUCCUCUCUAGUUGAGCUGUCCUGUCAAGUUGAGCUGUCCUCUCAAGUUGAGCUGUCCUAUCAUGUUGAGCUGUCCUCUCAAGUUGAGCUGUCCUCGCAAGCUGUGCUGUCCUCGCAAGCUGUGCUGUUCCCGCAAGCCGUGCUGUCCUCUCAAGUUGAGCUGCCCUCUCUAGUAGAGCUGUCCUCUCAACUUGAGCUGUCCUUUGAAGUUGAGCUGUCCUCUGAAGUUGAGCUGUCCUCUCUAGAUGAGCUGUCCUCUCUAGAUGAGCUGUCCUCUCAAGUUGAGCUGUCCUCUCAAGUUGAGCUGUCCUCUCAAGUUGAGCUGUCCUCUCAAGUUGAGCUGUCCUCUCAAGUUGAGCUGUCCUCUCAAGUUGAGCUGUCCUCUCCAGUUGAGCUGUCCUCUCAAGUUGAGCUGUCCUCGCAAGCCGUGCUGUCCUCGCAAGCCGUGCUGUCCUCGCAAGCUGUGCUGUCCUUGCAAGCUGUGCUGUCCUCGCAAGCUGUGCUGUCCUCGCAAGCUGUGCUGUCUUCGCAAGCUGUGCUCUCCUCGCAAGCUGUGCUGUCCUCGCAACCUGUGCUGUCCUCGCAAGCCGUGCUGUCCUCGCAAGCCGUGCUGUCCUCGCAAGCCGUGCUGUCCUCGCAAGCCGUGCUGUCCUCGCAAGCCGUGCUGUCGUCGGAAGCCGUGCUGUCCACGCAAGCCGUGCUGUCCUCACAAGCCGUACUGUCAUCGCAAGCUUUGCUGUCCUCGCAAGUUGUGCUGUCCUCGCAAGUUGUGCUGUCCUUUAAAGUUGAGCUGUCCUCUUCAGUUGGACUGUCCUCUCAAGUUGAGCUGUCCUCUCAAGUUGAGCUGUCCUCUCAAGUUGAGUUGUUCUCUCAUAUUGAGCUGUCCUCGCAAGCUGUGCUGUCCUCGCAAGCUUUGCUGUCCUCGAAAGUUGUGCUUCCCUCUCAAGUAGUGGUGUCCUCUCAAGUUGAGCAGUCCUGUUAA
This is a messenger RNA of Schistocerca piceifrons (Central American locust), 1296 nucleotides long. RefSeq lists its product as uncharacterized. The transcript has 3 exons. Bases 1 to 1296 code for a protein of 431 amino acids. NCBI's taxonomy places the organism in Eukaryota, Metazoa, Arthropoda, Insecta, Orthoptera, Acrididae. The record is from RefSeq and is a predicted model, not a curated record.